Messenger RNA from Ornithodoros turicata, 2309 nucleotides. RefSeq names its product endothelin-converting enzyme homolog. Bases 122 to 2281 code for a protein of 719 amino acids. Gene Ontology annotation, cellular component: plasma membrane. Gene Ontology annotation, biological process: protein processing. Gene Ontology annotation, molecular function: metalloendopeptidase activity. The record is from RefSeq and is a predicted model, not a curated record. NCBI's taxonomy places the organism in Eukaryota, Metazoa, Arthropoda, Arachnida, Ixodida, Argasidae. The transcript has 6 exons.
CCUCGUGCCCUCGUGAACCAUCAGGACGUUCUUUUCCAUUCUACCGGUGCCUGUUGCAGACUCGGUUGAUUUUGUCCUCCAACAUCUCUACCCUCCCCACCGAAUCAUUCUGGUCUGGACGAUGUCGAAGGCAGGCGAAGAGACCACCACAGCCACGACCUCCCCGGUGGCGUUCAAUGCCCGCUGGGGAUCGUACGCCAGUUUCGUCGGGGUUACCACACUGGUCACGAUCUGCGUUGCGGUAACCAUUCCGUUUCUAAUCCGGCAGUAUGUCAUAGGAUGCAUGGAUCCGACGUGCUUGGACAUGGAUGAGGCCCUGACAGAGAGCCUUCAGGGCAUGGAAGGAGGGGACCCCUGUGAUGACUUCUACAGCUACGUGUGUACAGGCUGGAAGAGGGCAAACCCAGACACACCCAACCUGUUCGCCAAGCUCCAGCAGAGGAUUGCCGUCACAGUCAUCAAGGAACUCCUCCUAGACGAUGCGCCUGACGUCGCCAAGACACCUACAGACAAGGUGGCGCUUAUGUUCCAGACAUGUGCUCAGGUGGCCUUCAACGAACAAAACCAGGCUUCAUCCAUCACGGAGUUCUUGGCCCAAUUCCGCUUGACCUGGCCGCGACCUGAGCCGAGGGAUCCGCUCGACAUCUUGGAUCUUCUGGUCGGCCUGUCGCUGGACUGGGGUCUGCCAGUUCUCUUCCAUAUGACCAUCGAUCCAUACUUCAAGAAGAAAGGUUUUCGCACUGUGCAUUUUUCUAGCAACCCAUACCUCACCGAAUGGUUCGUCCUCCGAAAUACUUUGCUGGAAAAAGGCCAGCUACUCGACUAUUUCCAAAAAGCCACAAACAUCAUCAACGGUCAGAAGGUUGACAGCGAAAUCGUUGAGCGACUUCUGUUUGUCGACAAUAGAGUCAUGACUGCCGUCAUGCCGUCUCUGGAGGUUAGACCCGACUUCGACCUCCAGUACAUCAAGUUCGGCGAUCUGGACGACAUGACUGGGCCCUACGUCACGGGCCGCGAAUGGCUAGAUGUCAUAAACCGCCACCUGAACUCUGGCCAGCAAUUCAAAUUAGAAGACGAGAUGUUCGUCAUGAACCAGCGUCUCUUACGUUUGGUUGGCGUGCUACUUGCGCGACAAGCGGACACGGGUGCGCUCCUGAGAUACGUCUCUUGGCAACUAGCGCGCCAUUUUGCUCCCAUGACUUCGUACCCGCUCUCCGCAGUUCAGUUUGGUGGAGAUCGGUCGCUCACGCUGGGUUAUAUGAUGGGACGGUGUUAUAUGGACGUAGACAGCGUCAUGCCCUACGCUUUCGGUUAUACGUUCGUGCGGCGGUGGUUGUCGAACGACGUCAUCAAUGACGUCAGUGACAUGGUGGCCCGGAUUCGCAAAGUUGCAAACAGCAGCUUUAAGUCCUUGACGUGGAUGGAUAUCGAGACGAAACGCGAGGCUUCGAGAAAGAUGAGUACGCUGAAAUCCAUCAUUGGCCGACCCGACACCCUGGCGAGCGAGGCAGAGUUGUCACAACGGUACUCGUAUGUUCCCGAUCUGACUGGCUCCUACUUCGCCAUGGCCUUGGAAGUUCGAGCAUCUGAGCUCCGCCACAACAAGAAGCUCAUCAACUCCAACAGCACGUCAUACGUGGAGGUCGAUGUCCCUCUGACUCUCGUGAACGCCUUCUACAUGCCCGUGUACCACGUGAUUGUCAUCCCAGCGGCGAUUCUGUACCCGCCGUUUUACGCUGCUGGCUUUCCAAUCUCCCUGAACUACGGUAGCCUCGGUCAUGUCGUCGGACACGAAAUAACACACGCUUUCGACCCAGACCUGGGUCUUCUGGAUGAAUCCGGAGUCAGGCGUGACUGGUGGACAGCGCGUUCACGGGUACUCUUCGAGCUACGUCUACAGUGCCUGAAGGACAUUUACAACAAGCUACCCUGGGCUGGUGGAAUAAACUAUGGCGAUCAAGCACUGUCCGAGAAUUUCGCGGACUGUGGUGGCAUUCUAAAGGUAUACCACGCCUUCAAGACAGAUCCACGGAAAGUGAGCCCUUCUACGGUGACAUCGAAACCCCCAACUAUACUGAGCCGUUACACUCCCGACCAACUGUUCUUCAUCAGCAGUUGCUUCAAGUGGUGCGCGAACGAUGACACGCAAGCGUCCGGCUGGUACUCUCCGCCUCGCAUGCGCUGUAAUGUGCCGCUCAUGAACAUGGCAGAGUUUGCGGAGGCCUUCACAUGCCAUCCAGGGUCUCGAAUGAACCCUACAUCGAAGUGUGACUUCAUGUAGGCUGGAGUAAACCACAAUUAUCUAACCA